GAGAAAAGGAUGCAGGAAAUUCUGUUGUUUACACAUGUGUCUGUAACACUGAGAAGCAAGAGGAGCCCAGCAAACUCGGAGGGAGUGAAAUUAGAUGAUUAAUCAAAACAUGAAUUUAGGCUCUGUUCAGAAACUAAUGGAAGAAAUGCAAGUUUUUGAGACCCAACCAGGACAACCUUAUGAAUUGGCUGGAGGUUGCCAGCCAGGUGGCCAUCUGUGUAAUUCAAAUCCUCCAUCUCAAAGUUUCUACCCGUAUUCAUCUCAUUAUCCAUACAUGCAUGCCAAUUACAGCAGUGAUUGGGAAAUUUCUGAAACAGUAAAAAUUCAGGAACUGGAAGAAGUCAAAGCCAGAGCUGCCCAAAUGGAGAAGACCAUGCGCUGGUGGUCAGAUUGUACUGCUAACUGGAGGGAGAAAUGGAGCAAAGUUAGAGGAGAAAGAAAUAAAGCCAGAGAGGAAGCAAGGCAAUUGAGAAUCAAAUUAGACAAUGUUGUAAAAGAACUGAGUAUGCUUAAAAAAAUAAAUCAAGAUUUAGUAAGUGAGAAGAAAAACUUGGAAGAUGUAACAGCUUGGAAGACAGAAUUCAGUUGCUCAGAAAUGUCUUAUAUUAAAAAAGACCUAAACCAGUUAACAUUUCUGGAACAAGAACCUGUGAAUGAACUGAGAAAAAUUAACAAGAUUCCUGGAACAGAAGACACAAAAAAGGAUAUAAUCAAAGACCAGAGCAAUCACAACAAAAAAAUCACUCCAAAACCUCCUGAUUACUUUCCCAAUGUUGUUCCCAGCACCUAUUUGGAGGAACAUAAAAAAAGUUUGGACAGUACAGCUGAGACAACAGACAAUGUUUUAAUACACGUUUCAGUCUUGCAUUUGCAAUUAGCUGAAAUGCAGAAAAUCUUACAGAAGGAAAGAGAAAUGAAUGCAUUUCUGGAAAAAGAAAUGGAAAAGAUAGAAAAUGAAUUAUAUGUUUGGAAAUGGAGAUAUGAGGAACUGCGUCAAACCAAGCUGGAAAGCCUGAAGCAG
Molecule: messenger RNA, 1021 nt
Organism: Nestor notabilis (Kea)
Lineage: Eukaryota; Metazoa; Chordata; Aves; Psittaciformes; Psittacidae
Product: coiled-coil domain-containing protein 102B-like
Exons: 4
Source: RefSeq, a predicted model, not a curated record